AUGUCUUUCUCCCGGUCCCUCGUGGCCGCGGUUGCCACGCUCUCACUUGUGACAUCCACGCAUGCCUGGAACGUGGAGUUGCCUCCUUGCCUGGACAAGUUUCAACCUUUUGUCUACUCCGGUUGCUUUCAAGAUGGCGGCCCUGGUAAUCCUAAUGCUCUCAUCUUCCGCUCAACUUUGCCUUCGAACAAUAUGACUGUGGAAGAAUGUGUUUCAGAAUGCAAAGGCAAUGGCUUCCGUUAUGCUGGCCUCGAGUACUAUGGUGUUUGCUUCUGUGGUGGCACUGUUGACGGACCUCAGCUCGAUGACUCUCAGUGCAGCUUUCCUUGCAACGGCAACAAAUCUGAGACAUGUGGUGGAAACAACAUCCUCUCCGUCUGGCAAGACCCGACAUUCCCUACCAAACAGGUCACUAUCGGUGACUACAAGGCUGCUGGCUGCUAUUCGGACAACUCGCAACAAGGUCGUGCCCUUUCCUGGUCGGCAAACGUUGACUCUUCCACCUUCACCACCGAGUCUUGCUUGGCUGCCUGUGAGGCAGAAGGCUUCCCAUUGGCUGGUACCGAGUAUGGAAGCGAAUGCUGGUGUGGUAACGUUCUUGCAAACAGCACCGUAAAGGUAGACGACUCGCAGUGUAAUUUUGCCUGCAAAGGCAACUCCUCAGAGACCUGCGGUGGACGUGGACUCUUGGACCUGUACAUUGCCACAGAUCUUGAGUCUUUGGAGCCAUGUGGCUGGGUGCCUCCCUCCAGCAGCAGCACAACUUCUUCAGUCUCGACAACAACACUACCUCCUUCUAGCACCAGCACAACUUCAGACUCAACAACAUCUCUGCCUCCCACUAGCACAAGCACAACUUCUUCAGACUCAACAACAUCGCUGCCUCCCACUAGCACAAGCACAACUUCUUCAGACUCAACAACAUCGCUGCCUCCCACUAGCACCAGCACAUCCUCUUCAGACUCAACGACAUCGUUGCCUCCCACUAGCACCAGCACAAUCUCUUCAGUUUCUACAACAUCGCUGCCUCCUCCUCCACCAACCUCAACCACAGACGAUUGCGAAACGACUUCCACGUCUUCCACGUCUUCAACGUCUUCCACAACUUCCACGAGCACUACUUCACCGCCCCCUCCCCCUACCACUACCACUACAACCUCCAAAAGUACUAGCACCAGGACCACCAGUUCUCUGUGCACGGCUACCGUCACCACUCCACCUUCUUGCGAGUACAAGUGCGGUGACUGGUGUUUCCCUCCUCUGCCCGACUGGAACAAUCAAAAGGACUGUCUGAAGGCCUAUGCUACUUGUGCUGCUGGUGUCGCCUCUUGCUUCUCUCAGGCUGGCUUUCCCGGCGCUCUCCAAUGCUUCAAUUUUGGCCUGUGGUGCAGUGGCAUUGCGCAGUACUGCAGUACGACCUGUGUGCUCGGGAAAUGCUCCAAGGGCGACUGCUGGAACCACAACCCCGGCCAGGGUGGCAGUCCUCCCAAGACGACUACCACCGUCACUCCAUGCUCUGCGACCACGACAACCAAGCCUCCGGCCACCUCAACGACGCCUACCCAGUGCCCGCCUCCUCCCACCAACAUCUGCACGCAGCCUUCCAACUCCAAGUACGGAUACGGUCCAGGAAACCCCGUCGGUGGCAUCUCUCUGCCUCUUGUCAGCUGCAAUGACAUCUACAGCGACUGGCGCACCAACCCUUUCAAGCUGUACAUCAACCAGAACAGCCAGAAGUGCCCCUCGUACCCUCCCUCAGGCUGCGGCAAUGCUUGUUCAGAUGCGUGUAAGGAGCAAUACACGCAAUGCACAAAUGUCUACCAGCAGGGUUGCCAGCAGGGCUCCAGCGGUCGAUUCAAGCGCGGCGAGGCAGCCAAGCGUUUACUCGGCAUCAGCCAGUUUACAGCGAAAUGGGGCUUUGGAGACAACACUCCUUCCAACGCGGCCAAGAAGUGCCAGGCCCAGUACCAAGACUGUCUGGCUGUGAACAAGAAUGUGAACCCUAAGCAACAAUGCAAGACAUGGGGCUGGUAA
Trichoderma gamsii is the source of this 2034-nucleotide messenger RNA. RefSeq lists its product as hypothetical. The transcript has 2 exons. NCBI's taxonomy places the organism in Eukaryota, Fungi, Ascomycota, Sordariomycetes, Hypocreales, Hypocreaceae. Bases 1 to 2034 code for a protein of 677 amino acids. The record is from RefSeq and is a predicted model, not a curated record.